AUGAGGCUCAGCGCUGCUAUCAAAUCAGCGUGCUUCCUUCUCCUUGGUCAAAGCACUAUUGCUGAGGGUUCAAAGACCCCCCGGGGCUUUCUCCAGACUUGGCCUAUUCCUGAAGGUGUUGCUGUCGCAACCUCUUUCGACGUCAAGGCUCGCGUCCCCGGGGGCGAGUGGGAAAAGAUUGGAACAUAUCAACCUGUUCUCAACAAGGUCAACUUCACCACCGGCGGUUCUAUCAAGCAUAACUCCUCGCUGGCUUAUUUCGACUUCAACGGGACUGUAGAGAUCCAAGCCAGAUACCUCAAAGAUCGAGUUUCAAAGGCAGUCGUCAGGCCUUACUCCCUCAACUUGACCCCAAAGAAGUCUGGCUCCGUUGUCACUUUCACCUUGAAUGAGCCGCGAGAUAUUGUUGUUCAGGUCAACGACGACAUCUUCGACGUUUUGCAUAUCUUCACUAACCCUCCUGACACAAAUGUUCCAUCUGAGGGGGAUAAGGAUCUCAACUCUACGCUCGAAGUCGAAUCUGGCAGAACUCUGUACGUCGCUGGUGGAGCAGUGGUUUCAGCUCCCUAUAUCACAGUCCCCAACUCAAGCGAUGUGACCAUACGUGGGCGAGGUCUCUUGUACAGUCAAAAAGGAAAUUCGCUACAGGUCUACCGAUCCAAAAACGUCUUGAUCGAGCGCCUGGUCGGCAUCGACUUCCUACCAAGGGCCUACGAAUCAAAGGACGUGACAUUCAGUCAUUGGCGUGACUUCAGUGCCGUGCAAUGGGGAGAUGGAAUGGACGUGUAUUGCUGCGAAAACGUUCUUAUCGAUUCCGUUUUCUUGCGCAACUCAGAUGACUGCAUCGCGGUCUACGCUCACAGGGAUGAAUGGUACGGAAACUCUACCAACGUUACCAUUCAAAACUCAAUUCUCUGGGCUGAUGUUGCGCAUCCGAUUAAUAUUGGUACACAUGGCAAUACCCAAGAUCCCGAGACCAUCGCAGGUCUGAUUAUUCGCAACAUAGACAUCCUCGACCAACGAGAGGGACAGGUCGACUACCAAGGAACCAUCGCACUCAAUCCUGGGGAUGGCAAUCUCAUUCAAGAUGUGUUGAUUGACGACGUGCGUGUUGAAAAUAUUCGCGUAGGUCAACUGCUCAAUUUCCGUGUCAUGUACAACACCAAGUACAACACGUCACCGGGCCGAGGGAUCAAGGACGUGUUGGUGCGUGAUUUGAAGUACACUGGGACUAAGGCCAGCAUGUCCAUUUUUGUCGGUUAUGAUGAGGACCGGACGAUCAGCAAUGUUACCUUCGAAAAUCUGAUUAUCAACGGGAAGGUUAUUUUGGACAACAUGCAGAAGCCGGGUUGGUAUUUGACGACGGAUUCAUUCCCGCAUAUGCAAACGAGCACGUGCAUAACAUGA
This is a messenger RNA of Fusarium verticillioides 7600, 1407 nucleotides long. RefSeq lists its product as hypothetical. The transcript is spliced from 2 exons. The record is from RefSeq and is a predicted model, not a curated record. Gene Ontology annotation, biological process: carbohydrate metabolic process. The coding region runs from base 1 to 1407 and encodes 468 amino acids. Lineage: Eukaryota; Fungi; Ascomycota; Sordariomycetes; Hypocreales; Nectriaceae. Gene Ontology annotation, molecular function: polygalacturonase activity.